GAAUAAGAUUUUCUUCCUCCUCCUCCACAUCCUCAUAGUAUUCAGCAAGCCAUCAUCAGCAAGCAAGUAUGAGCAACUCUGACUCCUCCUCAGAAGACCAGCGCCGUUUCGAAGCCGAGAUGGAACGCCUCAAGGUGAAAAGCAUUGAAAACAAACGCCGCCAUGAAGCUGAGAGUUCGAACGCAUCAAGAUGGAACGCGAGAAUCUCGUGAGUACCAACAAGGCCGAGACGGAACAACACAAGGCGAAGAUGGAAGCUCGAAAAAAGGAGAUCCUGGCACUACAGCAGGAGAACCUGGCACUACAGCAGAAGAACCUUGCACGACACCAGGAGAUCCUGGCACAAGGCCAGGAAACCAACGCACUACUCCGUCAAAUCCUUGAAGAUGUCCAAGAGCAGGAUCAUGCCGACGCCUAAAUUUUAAUACUGUACCUGGUACCUCAUUGGAAGAACGACGAUGGAUCUUUGUUGGGUACCGGUACUGAUCGAUCCAUACCGGUACGCACCGUACCGUAGCGUACCAUACCGUAGACGCACUUGAAAUUGAAAGGAAUUGAUUGGUC
Seminavis robusta is the source of this 564-nucleotide messenger RNA. Lineage: Eukaryota; Bacillariophyta; Bacillariophyceae; Naviculales; Naviculaceae. The record is from the annotation of a GenBank genome assembly.